UCAACUAACGAAAUUUCACUUUCGAUGUGAUUCCAAUUCUUGUCAGUUAGUUGGUGUUUGAUAGUUGCACUACUUACACAUCAUCUGGGAGUCUGGUACCAUUUACUUCACAUUACAAUCAGAAACUUCAGCGGUGCUGCUUACAGCAGAUAACUAAUACACAGGUGGACAAUAUCAGUGGGGUCGUCACGCAUCUUACUGGUUGCUAUUACUUGUAUCAUCAUGGACGUCAUGCAGUAUCCUCCGGGAAAUCAACGGGUCUUCUCUGUUCAGUGCGGAGAUAAAGGAACCUGUUAUGGCGAGCGACAAGACUGCAACGGCAACUAUCACUUGACUUCUCUUGCUCCGGGCACUGAUGUGAACAAGGUUGCAAAAGCAGUUCAACAGAUGAGAAUUGCAGUGGGUGAUUGCCAACUGCCCGAUUACACUGACCAAUAUCUUAUUAAAUGGCUAAGCGUGCAAGAUUUCGAUCCGGUUAGAGCCGAGAAAAUGCUCAGGCAGUGCUUGGAAUGGCGGCGAUUAAAUCGAGUAGAUGAAAUCCUAGACGUUUACACACCCAGUGAAGUUUUCAAGAAAUACUAUUCUGAUGGACAAGUUGGAUUUGACAAAUGUGGCUGCCCCGUCUUCAUUUCUGCAAUAGGAAGAGUUGACCCUAAAGGAAUUUUUUUGAGCUCAGUCAAGAAAGAACAUUCAGAUUUUUUUAUAUGGCUGGAGGAAACGUAUGCCAGACGAGGCAGAGAAGCAACUGAUGGCACCGGCAAACAAGUGGGAAUGAGUACAAUAAUUUUAGACUUUGAACAUUUUUCGAUGAAGCAACUGACAUGUAAAACAGUGGUGCAACAAAUGUUUGAAGUGGUCAAGAUAAAGACGGGCUAUUAUCCAAUGGAGAAUCGCCGAAUUUUUGCCAUUAAUGCUCCGAAAUUAUCCUUUCAGUUAAUGUUUACCAUGGUGAAACCGUUUGUACCUGAGUGCGUGCUUGGGACAAUUAAAGUUUUCGGUAGCAACAAGGCGGAAUGGACGGCCGCUUUGUUAGAGGAAAUCGACGCUGAUCAACUUCCUGCAUUUUACGGCGGUUCCAUGACCGAUCCUGAUGGGGAUCCCAAAUGUCCCAGAAAGUUCAACAUGGGUGGAGAGGUACCUCAGACGUAUUACCUGAAAAAUAGUGCACCUGUGCCCAAGGAUAACAUGCAAACAGUAAACAUCAUCGCUGGUGCUGGUGGACGGAAAAAACUGAAACUCAAUGUCACCAUCGCGCGUUCCGUAUUGAGGUGGGAGUUCAUGACGGAGGGAGGAGACAUCCGAUAUCGAGUCUACAUCAAGAAAUCUAAAGGAAACGUUGUCGAUGUAAUUCCACUUGAUCGAGUUGACAGCCAUUUGAUGAUGGAAGAAGGCCAGUUUACUUGUGACGAGCCUGGCAAAUAUGUCUUCGAGUUUGACAACACUUUCAGCUAUCUGCGAACCAAGAAACUCCACUAUCACAUUUAUUUCGAUCCGCCUUAUUUAUAGAAAAAACAACAACGAAAAAAAAGUAGAAAAGUGAUUGGCAGUAAAACGGUUAGAUUUUCAAUGCAAUAAUCAAUAAUUCCGGUAAUUUAUUUAUUAUUUAAAGAAUUAUUUAUAAAAUCCUUUGUAAUACCCAUGAAAUCAAUAAAGCAGUGGGAAUUUG
Daphnia pulex (common water flea) is the source of this 1666-nucleotide messenger RNA. RefSeq names its product SEC14-like protein 2. The record is from RefSeq and is a predicted model, not a curated record. The coding region runs from base 223 to 1506 and encodes 427 amino acids. Lineage: Eukaryota; Metazoa; Arthropoda; Branchiopoda; Diplostraca; Daphniidae. Gene Ontology annotation, cellular component: cytoplasm. The transcript is spliced from 14 exons.